Molecule: messenger RNA, 1065 nt
Organism: Poeciliopsis prolifica (blackstripe livebearer)
Lineage: Eukaryota; Metazoa; Chordata; Actinopteri; Cyprinodontiformes; Poeciliidae
Exons: 6
Coding region: 1-1026 (341 amino acids)
Biological process (GO): response to bacterium
Source: RefSeq, a predicted model, not a curated record
AUGACUCUGCUGUUGCUCAUACUGUCACUUCUUCAUCAAGGAUACUCUUUGGUUCCAGUGGUCACAGUUGAACCUGGUGAAGCUGUGACUUUGACUUGUGCUUUUUCUGGCAAUUUUCAGAGCAGCACAUGGCUUCACUGGUACAAGCAGAAUGCAGGGGACACUCUCAAAUUGAUUGCGAGUCUCCAAAAAAACCUAAAACCUAUUUACGGACCAGCUUCAGCUUCCAGAUUUAAUGUGAGCAACACAGAGAUAAUGAGCAGCUUAACAAUUUUGGAAACAGUGCAAGAAGAUGAAGGAAUGUAUCACUGCAUUCAAACGGAUUUGUAUGGAUCUACCUGCAAUGGAACCUAUUUGUCGAUAAAAGUUCAUUCUGAGAGGACCAUGAGCUUCACUGUUGUUCAGCAGCCAGCAGUUUUUCUUCCCCAUCAUCCAGACAACUCGGUGACCUUGCAGUGUUUGGUCCUCUCCGGUUCAAAAAACACGACCUGUUCAGAAGAACCUCGUGUGUUCUGGUUCAAAGCCGGAUCAAAUAAAUCUUACCCACAUAUUAUCUACACUGAUGGAAAAAAAGCUGGAAAUUGUGACAAGAGGUUUGACUCUCAGGAGAAAUGUAUUUAUAACUUCUCUAAGAGCUUCAGUUCCUCUGAUGUCGGGACAUAUUACUGUGCCGUGGCCACUUGUGGACAGAUAGUAUUUGGAAAUGGAACAAGUCUUAGAAAUGAUAAAACAUCAAAAAUCAGCAUGCUGUUAGUCACAGUAAUCUGUUUGGCCAUUUCUUUGACUGGUAAUAUUGCUCUAUUCUGCUUUCGAAUGCAAAGAUCAUCAUGUCAACGCUAUAAAGAAGGUUCUUCUUCACAAACAAGAGGCAAUAUUAACCAAAAACCAGAGGAUGUUAUUGAAGAUGGAGCUGAUCUGAACUACGCUGCAUUACAUUUCUCUGAAGGAAGAGCAUCAAGAGGAAAGAAGAAGAGAGAGCUGAUGACUAAAGAAAGUGUGUAUUCACAGGUUAAAGCUUCAGCGUGAACAUGUGUGUGUAAACUUGUAUGGAAACUCAAAUAUGUU